AUGUUAUUUGACCAGGAGGCUGGUGCAACCAAGGCUUGCUUCGGCGAGGCUCCACCGGCGGGUCACCGUGGCGCAACCGGAAGUCAGUUGUCGCGGGACCUAGAUGAGCUUCAUUCAGGCCAUGUAAUCUGUAAUCCACCACCAACGAUUGCCCGCCCACGUCAAAAUCGCGCUCGCAACAACACCUCCGAACCAUCAAUCCAUCCCUUCCAACCCUCAUUCAACAAUGGUGAGCCAACAUCUCCCAACAAUUCCACCGCGAAGCAUGAAAUAGAACCAGCGCAACUAACCAACCCGCCCAAACCACAGCUCGACAAACUCGUCGGCCUCGCCAUGCUCGUGGCCUCGUCGGUCGUCUUCCUCUACUACACCAUCUGGACCCUGUUGAUGCCCUUCGUCGACUCCGACCACCCCCUCCAGAACUUCUUCCCGCCCCGCGUGUGGGCUAUCCGCAUCCCCGUGAUCCUGGUCCUCCUCGGGUGCGCGGUGGUGGGCUCCUUCCUCAGCGUGGUGAUGAUCCGCAGCAACCGCAAGAAGGCGGCCAAGGCCAAGGCGGCGGCUGCUGCUGCUGGGGCGUCGGGGGCGGCGGGCAAGAAGAAGGCUUGA
Molecule: messenger RNA, 606 nt
Organism: Chaetomium globosum CBS 148.51
Lineage: Eukaryota; Fungi; Ascomycota; Sordariomycetes; Sordariales; Chaetomiaceae
Exons: 3
Coding region: 1-606 (201 amino acids)
Biological process (GO): GPI anchor biosynthetic process
Cellular component (GO): endoplasmic reticulum membrane; dolichol-phosphate-mannose synthase complex
Molecular function (GO): enzyme regulator activity
Source: RefSeq, a predicted model, not a curated record